Molecule: messenger RNA, 2433 nt
Organism: Aspergillus wentii DTO 134E9
Lineage: Eukaryota; Fungi; Ascomycota; Eurotiomycetes; Eurotiales; Aspergillaceae
Product: anaphase promoting complex subunit bimA
Exons: 4
Coding region: 1-2433 (810 amino acids)
Biological process (GO): cell division
Molecular function (GO): protein binding
Source: RefSeq, a predicted model, not a curated record
AUGUCGCCCUCAACAUCACAUAUAUCCGGCCAGUUGAGGCAGCUCAUCUAUUACAAUCUUGAUAAUAACCUCGCCCGCAACGCGCUUUUCCUCGCCGGUCGCUUACAUGCGUACGAACCUCGAUCCUCAGAAGCAUCAUAUCUACUCGCCCUUUGCCAUCUACAAAAUGGUCAGAUAAAGGCAGCAUGGGACUAUAGUAGGAACGCUGGAUCAAGGGGAACUCAUCUUGGCUGCUCUUACGUGUAUGCUCAAGCGUGUUUGGAUCUGGGGAAAUACCUUGAUGGUGUCACUGCCUUGGAGCGAAGCAGAGGGCUCUGGGCCUCUAAGAACCACUGGAACAAGCACAGUGAAACACGCAGACAACAUUUGCCGGAUGCCGCCGCAGUGUUUUGCCUGCAGGGGAAGCUAUGGCACGCCCACAAAGACCUCAAUAAAGCGGUAGAAUGCUUUGCUGAGGCUUUGAAAACAAACCCGUUUAUGUGGGACGCGUUUUUAGGGCUUUGUGAGACUGGCGUCAAUAUCCGAGUUCCAAACAUUUACAAGAUGAGCCCUGAGCUAUUCGCUAUAGUAUCAUCAUCACAAGAAGACACCGAUACCCAAUCCGACAAAUCAGCACCCACAAAUGGACCCCUGCAAACACAGUCAAACGUGAAUCCCACUUUAGAUCCCUUUACCUCCACUGUUCCCCGCAACGAUUCCGCUACCUCAUACGGCAGCUCUGCUUUAUGGGAGAAACUGAACGGGAGCACAGUGAGCGUAGCAUCAACGGGAGCAACAGCGCCUACAUUCCACGAAGGAACAGAAACACCCGGGGGGCAAAGCAGUGAGUCCGAUGACUUUCGCAUUGCCAAUAGCUCCGGUGGUCCAGAGGCUCCAAUGGAGCCCCCUCUGGCUCCUGCCAGGAAAAACAGGACUAUUCAAGCAAUAGGUGGGGAGUAUCCGAUGGAUCCUCCACCCAAGAUGAAACCGACGGGUAUCAGACCUAGAACCAGAACAAAGCCCGAUUCAGAGGAGCAAAAUACCGCACACACUGAAAGAGAAACAUUACCUCCUCCCAGAAUAGGGGAUCGCAAGCGAACGGUCUCUGGACAAGUUGCUCAUUCAGUAUCGCAGCCGGCAGAGCCAGGGGCACCACAACGGCGAAGUGUCAGACUCUUUAAUCAAAUCAAGCCUACCACCAGCAAGUUUUCCGGCGCUGCUUUAGGGGUCAAGGACAGCAGAGAAGUUAAAAAAGUGAAGGCAACCGGGGCAAAGGGACGAACAACAACAGUCACCAACGUCGGUCGUGUUGUCAGCGGCAAUCGGAAACCUCCUAGCGAAGCUCACGAUGGUGACGGAAAGGGGCACAGAUUGACUACAGCGCAUCAUUCAGGUCACCAUACUUCUUCCAAAAGUGCAGCAGUUGAAAAGUCAAAGGAAAUCGAGGCCCUGAACUGGCUAUUAGAAAUGUUUGCCAAACUCGCUUCUGGCUUUUUUGCUCUAAGUCGCUACCGCUGUCCCGAUUCCAUUCAAAUUUUCAAUUCGCUAUCUCAAGGACAACGGGAAACGCCAUGGGUUCUUUCCCAAAUAGGACGAGCCUAUUACGAGCAGGCGAUGUACUCCGAGGCUGAGAAGUAUUUCUUAAGGGUCAAAACCAUGGCCCCGUCCCAGCUGGAUGAUAUGGAAAUCUACUCGACCGUUCUCUGGCAUUUGAAAAACGACGUUGAAUUGGCUUACUUGGCCCACGAACUUAUGGAGGCCGACCGUUUGUCUCCUCAAGCAUGGUGUGCUAUUGGUAAUUCCUUCUCUCAUCAACGGGACCACGACCAGGCCCUGAAAUGCUUCAAGAGAGCAACCCAGUUGGACCCACAAUUUGCCUACGCCUUUACUUUGCAAGGGCACGAGUAUGUUGCCAACGAAGAAUAUGACAAGGCUCUUGACGCGUACCGACACGGCAUUAGCGCUGAUAACCGACAUUACAAUGCGUGGUAUGGGUUGGGCACAGUAUAUGACAAAAUGGGCAAACUCGACUUCGCCGAACAGCAUUUUAGAAAUGCGGCAAACAUCAACCCUACGAAUGCGGUUCUCAUUUGCUGCAUCGGUCUUGUUUUGGAGAAGAUGAAUAACCCCAAGGCGGCACUUGUCCAGUAUGGACGUGCCUGUGGACUGGCGCCCCAUUCAGUGCUCGCCCGUUUCCGCAAAGCGCGUGCCUUGAUGAAACUUCAGGAGCUGAAGCUUGCACUGGUGGAGUUGAAAAUUCUCAAGGACAUGGCACCAGAUGAAGCCAAUGUGCAUUACCUCCUCGGCAAGCUCUACAAGAUGCUACGCGACAAAGCCAACGCUAUAAAGCAUUUUACGACGGCUUUGAACCUGGAUCCCAAGGCAGCACAAUAUAUCAAGGACGCUAUGGAAUCCCUGGACGAUGACGAAGAGGACGAUGAAGACAUGGCUUAA